AUGAGAGGCCAUGCCUCUGAGCUGAAGCAGAGAGGGGUGGCCAAGGCGGUGGUGCCAGAGGAGAGUCUCGCGGCCAAAGCAGCGCUGGGUGGAGUGCGGGCCCCCACACUGCUCACCCGCACGGUCGCCGGUGCGCAGGACGUAGCCACUCCUCUGCGAAGACCCGCGACCAGCUCCACCGCCACCCCUACCGCCUCCGCCGCCUCCGCUACUGCCGCCGCCUCCGCCGCUGCCUCCACCGCCGCCUCCUCCGCCACCUCCGCUCCCACCGCCACCGCCGCCGCCGCCUUCGCCUCCACUGCCGCCACCGACCCCCCCACCCCCACCUCCACUCCCACCGCCACCCCCACUACCCCCACCGCCUCCACCUCCACCUCCACCGCCCGCUCCUCCAGCUCCCUUGCCCCCCUUGCCCUUGCCAGGGCGGCGUCUCCUGCUAGGGGCAGACGCCGCACCGACCGACUCAAGACCAAGGAGGUCGGCCGUAGCAGCAGAGGCAACAGAGGGCAGCAGGGGGGAGGGAGAACACCCCUCAAAGAUGGGGGUGCGCAGGUCACCUUGAGAGGCUCCUACAGCGACUAUACUCUUCUCCGCUGCUAA
Messenger RNA from Closterium sp. NIES-65, 600 nucleotides. Lineage: Eukaryota; Viridiplantae; Streptophyta; Zygnematophyceae; Desmidiales; Closteriaceae. The record is from the annotation of a GenBank genome assembly.